Molecule: messenger RNA, 753 nt
Organism: Fusarium subglutinans
Lineage: Eukaryota; Fungi; Ascomycota; Sordariomycetes; Hypocreales; Nectriaceae
Exons: 2
Coding region: 1-753 (250 amino acids)
Source: RefSeq, a predicted model, not a curated record
AUGGAAUAUUCUGGUAUCAGCCUAACAAGUAAGUCGGGCGAUGACGUGGAGAGAGAUGCUGUACUUCAAACAGACAUUCGAUUACGAUUUGGCACUCGAAAGAUUCGAGCUUCUGGAGCUGCAUCAGAUCAUGCUCAUCUCAAUGUCCUACGACUGAAGAUUCGCAAGACUUUCAUUGGGGGAAUAAUCCAAUCCUUGUUCAAGAUUAUGUCGAAAGCCACCGGUACAUGGCUGCAAACCAAAUUUCCCGAGUGGUUUCUACCAUUAAAUAUCGUCUUGAAACGUCAAAAAGAGAACUGGGAAGAGGAAUUUGACCAUGAAAUCUUCGCGUACAACAGACUGCGACCUAUUCAAGGCCUCACAAUCCCCAAGCUCUACGGCACCAUCCAGUAUGCAAAUACCCGGGCCCUCAUACUUUCAGACAUCGGAGGGUCUAGUCUUUCAACGCCCGAGGGCGCCGUCUUGGAUGAGCAAGCUAUAGAGCCCUUGUUGCAUCAAGCCUUGACUUCGCUCAAUGAAUAUGGUGUUUGCCACGAUGAUACGAAACUCGACAACUUCCAUCUUGUGGCUGAUGAGGGAAAGGAUAAAAUCAUGAUUGUCGACUUGGAAUCUGCAGACUUUGAUCAGACUGAAGAAGAGCUUGCGUAUACGGCGAAGAACAAAACAAAGUCGCUGCUUCGUCAGUAUCGGAAUCAUCUAAAAUGUUUGGAGCAUGAUGGCGUGCUACUACCAAGACGGCCUGUUCGAAGAUGA